This is a messenger RNA of Ilyonectria robusta, 2088 nucleotides long. RefSeq lists its product as uncharacterized. NCBI's taxonomy places the organism in Eukaryota, Fungi, Ascomycota, Sordariomycetes, Hypocreales, Nectriaceae. The transcript has a single exon. The record is from RefSeq and is a predicted model, not a curated record. Bases 1 to 2088 code for a protein of 695 amino acids.
AUGGCGAGCUACGACCCGUACGAGCGGGAAUACUCCCGCCGCUACGUGCGAGAGGAGCGUAGGGACGAACGCGACCCCCGCGACUCCCGUGAGUCUUACACCAAGGUGCACACCACCCGCGAGAUCGUUCCUCGGGCCCGCGAGGACAGCGAACUGUCAGUUGAGGAGGUCCAUCGGGAUUUCCCUCCUCCCGUCGGCCGUGAUCUCCGCCACGCCCGGCCCGCAGAGCCCCGCUACUAUGAGGAAGAGUACGAACAACGCCGCGGCUACGACUCCCGCUACGACCGUGAAUAUGAUCGGCGUUCCCGCCGAAGCCCCGGUAGCACAUACUACGACGACGAUGAGCGCAAGUCCAAGUCCAAGGGCAUGUCCAAGCAGGAAAAGAUUAUCGCCGCCGUUGCUGGAGCCGCCCUCCUUGCCGGAGGUAAGGAGCUUUUCGACCGCCACGAGGCCAAGGAGGAUGGCACCGAAGUUCAGCGCAACCCUCUCUCCUCUAUUGCUCUCGCUGGUGUUGGUGCGCUAGCCGCCUACCAAGGUGCCGAGUUCUACACCAAACAGCAGGCUAAGAAGGACCAGAAGGCCAACUACAUCCUGCACCGCGGCCGAGACGGCCAUAUCAACGAGUACUACUCAGACGAGGACGAAGGUCCCAAGGAGAGAAAGGGCCACAAGAACUUCCUCGAGAGUGCCCUGGCUGCAACCGGUCUGGGUGCUGCUGUCAAGACUCUCACCGGUGGUGGCGAUGACCACAGAUCCGACACCAGGAGCCGCCGAGGAGGCAGCCCUUCCAGUGACCGAUCCCGCUCCCAAGGCGGUAGCAACAAGAUCCAGAAGGCAGCCAUGGCCUCGCUCUUAGCUGGUGCCACCGAGGCUUUCCGCGUCUCCAAGGAGCCCGGCGGCUGGAAAGGUGAGAAGACGAAGCGAAUUCUGACUGCCGCUGCUGGUGCUGCCACCGUCGAUGCGGCUACUGACGACAAACACGGCAAGUUGGGUCUGGCCGAGUCGGUAAUUGGUGGUUUGGUCGGCAACCGUUUGAUCAACGGUUCCAAGAAUGAGAUCGAGGAAGACAAGUUGACGGGACGCAGUCGUUCCCGUUCGAGGGCUCGAUCCAAGUCUCAAGGCGGAGGCGGUAGCGGUAGCGGCGCCAUUGCUGCCCUAACCGGUGCUCUGGGUGUCCUUGGUGCUAAGAAGGCCAUGGAUCGCUCACGAUCCCGGAGCCGCAGCCGCCGUGGCCGUGACGACUCCUACAGUCCCUCUCCGGAGCGACGCCGUCGUCGAAGCCGUAGUCGAAGCCGCAGUGUUGUUGACAAGGCCCGCAACAGCCUUGCGAAGCUCGGCCUUGGCGCCGGUGCUGCGGGUGCUGCUGACGAGUAUCAUCGCCGCGACCAAGACGACUUUAGCGACCGUGGCUCACACCGGUCUCGCCGACAUGAGGACGACGCCCACGAUAGCGACCGCCGACAUGGCAGCGCCCGGGACUACUACGAUGAUGAACGGUCGUACCGUAGCAAGCACGGAAACCGUUCAGAUAGGAGGGGUGGACGGUCUGACUACGGAUCUGAAUCUGAUCUGGGGGACUCCUCAGAAGAUGAGAAGAGAGCGAAGAAAAUGAAAGGUAAGCAAAUUCUCACAACUGGCCUCGCGGCCGUAGCCACCAUCCACGCAGCACAUGAAGUCUAUCAGAGUAUGGAGAAGAGGAGCGCAAGGCAAAAGGCUGUCAAUGAGGGGCGUCUCAGCCCUGCUGAGGCCAGGAAGCUCAAAACCAAGGCCAUCAUGCAAGAUGCUGCAUCGGUUGGUAUUGCCGCUAUGGGAAUAAAGGGGGCUGUCUCAGAGCUCAAAGAGGCCAAGCACUUGACACACGAGUGCAAGGAAUUCCAAGCCGAGAAGGCCCGUCGACAUGAGAAGCGUGUGAAGAAGCGCCGGCACCAGUCUGUCGAUGGCACACGACGAGCGGACAGCUGGGGACCUUCAUCCCGGCCACGAGGCGGCGGAUAUGACUCGGAUAUCGAGUUGGACCCUCGCUACUCAAGGGGCAAUCCCUAUAGUGGCGGCCCUCUACCCGCCCCUCCUCUUGGAGGCGGGUGGUAG